AUGAUUGUUUCACAAACUGUUUUCAUCAUGUCGCUUUCAGAUAGAGCAAUAUCUUCUCAUAUGUCAUCCAUGGGAAAUGCCUCUCCUCUUUCUUCUCCCCCCACAAUUCAGAUUGUCGGUGGAAAAAAUCCAGGGUGGUAUGGGAAUGGGGGUUCCAAUUCCAGUGAUCCAUUUGACGUCAACGAAGGAGAAAACUAUUGGGUUGAUCUUGAUGCUGAUCUUUAUCACUGGACAAAGUCGUUGCGCCCUGUUCAGUGGUAUCCUGGUCAUAUUGCCAAAACUGAGAAAGAACUAAAAGAACAACUGAAAUUGAUGGAUGUCGUGAUAGAAGUGCGAGAUGCAAGGAUUCCUAUGUCCACAAGUCAUCCACAGAUGGAUUCAUGGCUUGGCAAUAGAAAAAGAAUUUUAGUUUUGAAUAGAGAUGAUAUGAUAUCCACCGAGGACCGGAAUGAUUGGGCAACUUAUUUUGCAAGGCAAGGAACGAAGGUUGUCUUUUCCAAUGGGCAGCUUGGGAUGGGCACCAUGAAGUUGAAUAGGUUAGCAAAGGCAUUAGCAGCUGGUGUGAAUGUGAAGCGCAGAGCAAAAGGAUUACUUCCUCGUCCGGUUCGAGCUGGAAUAGUUGGGUAUCCGAACGUUGGUAAAUCAUCUUUGAUAAACCGUUUGCUGAAGCGCCGGAUGUGUCCAGCUGCUCCAAGACCAGGAGUUACAAGAGAAUUGAAAUGGGUUCGAUUUGGGAAGGAUCUGGAGUUGCUGGAUUCCCCUGGUAUAAUCCCAAUGCGGAUAAGCGAUCAGACAUCAGCAAUAAAGCUUGCCAUAUGUGAUGAUAUUGGGGAAAGAUCCUAUAAUGUCAUUGAUGUUGCGGCCAUUCUUGUACAAAUGCUUUCAAGGCUUCCAACAGUUGGUACAAAAGCUCUUUACAAGCGCUACAAGAUUGACACAGAUGGUCACUGUGGUAAAACAUUUGUUGAGAAGCUCGCACUCCAAUUGUUCAAUGGAGACACUAAUCAAGCGGCAUUUCGUGUCUUGACAGACUUCCGAAAAGGGAAAUUUGGUUGGAUUUCCCUGGAGAAGCCUCCCAGAUAAUUACUCUGGGAAAUUUCCUUUCUUAAAGGCGAGCAUAUCUGGUGGCUGUAUCGUUCUAACAUCUUGAAAGCUGGAGCUCUUCUACUACCAAGUAUUUGAACAUGGGUCGAGUAUAUAAAACUUGCAAGGAUUUGGUGCUAAAGUGGAAGACCGAGAUCCUAAUUCUACCGAACAAGGAGAUAAGAUACUGGGAUUGUAAAAGACCCCUUUUGGUGAAUGCCUCAUCACAUACUCAUCAUACCCCUUUUGAAUUUGUAAGAUGCAAUUCAUUUAAAUAUGUUUAUGUAUUUGAACAAGUUUAAACGAGUGUAAUUGAACAAAUUCACCUAUUGAAUUUGCCAUCUCUCAUUAAUAACGGCCUUCCAAUAAUUGACCAA
This is a messenger RNA of Camellia sinensis, 1460 nucleotides long. RefSeq names its product GTP-binding family protein. The record is from RefSeq and is a predicted model, not a curated record. Gene Ontology annotation, molecular function: GTPase activity; GTP binding. NCBI's taxonomy places the organism in Eukaryota, Viridiplantae, Streptophyta, Magnoliopsida, Ericales, Theaceae. Gene Ontology annotation, biological process: mitochondrial translation. Gene Ontology annotation, cellular component: mitochondrion.